Molecule: messenger RNA, 3615 nt
Organism: Phyllostomus hastatus (greater spear-nosed bat)
Lineage: Eukaryota; Metazoa; Chordata; Mammalia; Chiroptera; Phyllostomidae
Gene: RBBP5
Product: RB binding protein 5, histone lysine methyltransferase complex subunit
Exons: 14
Coding region: 140-1756 (538 amino acids)
Cellular component (GO): Set1C/COMPASS complex
Molecular function (GO): protein binding
Source: RefSeq, a predicted model, not a curated record
GUCUUCUAAACCAGAAAGUCUACGGAGCUAUCGCCAGGCUAUUUGCGGUGCUCCCCUUUUAGACGCAGUGUUAGAAACAGGCGGGGGGGGGGAAGGCAUCGUCGCUGAAGCUGAAACCAGGCGGCCGGAGUUCUCAGGGAUGAACCUCGAGUUGCUGGAGUCCUUUGGGCAGAAUUAUCCAGAGGAAGCUGAUGGAACUUUGGAUUGUAUCAGCAUGGCCCUGACUUGCACCUUUAACAGGUGGGGCACGCUGCUUGCAGUUGGCUGUAAUGAUGGCCGAAUUGUCAUCUGGGAUUUUUUGACAAGAGGCAUUGCUAAAAUAAUCAGUGCGCACAUCCAUCCAGUCUGUUCUUUAUGCUGGAGUCGAGAUGGUCAUAAGCUCGUGAGUGCUUCCACGGAUAACAUAGUGUCACAAUGGGAUGUUCUUUCAGGCGACUGUGACCAGAGGUUUCGAUUUCCUUCACCCAUCUUAAAAGUCCAGUAUCAUCCACGAGAUCAGAACAAGGUUCUCGUGUGUCCCAUGAAAUCUGCUCCUGUCAUGUUGACCCUUUCAGAUUCCAAACAUGUUGUUCUGCCGGUAGAUGAUGACUCCGACUUGAAUGUGGUUGCCUCUUUUGAUAGGCGAGGGGAAUAUAUCUAUACAGGAAAUGCAAAAGGCAAGAUUUUGGUCCUAAAAACAGAUUCUCAGGAUCUUGUUGCUUCCUUCAGAGUAACAACUGGAACAAGCAAUACCACAGCCAUUAAGUCCAUAGAGUUUGCCCGGAAGGGGAGUUGCUUUUUAAUUAACACGGCAGAUCGAAUAAUCAGAGUUUAUGAUGGCAGAGAAAUCUUAACCUGUGGAAGAGAUGGAGAGCCGGAACCUAUGCAGAAAUUGCAGGACUUGGUAAACAGGACCCCGUGGAAGAAAUGCUGUUUCUCUGGGGAUGGAGAGUACAUAGUGGCAGGUUCGGCCCGGCAGCAUGCCCUGUACAUCUGGGAGAAGAGCAUAGGCAACCUGGUGAAGAUUCUGCACGGGACGAGAGGAGAGCUCCUGUUGGAUGUAGCUUGGCAUCCUGUUCGACCCAUCAUAGCUUCCAUUUCUAGUGGAGUGGUAUCUAUCUGGGCGCAAAAUCAAGUAGAAAACUGGAGUGCCUUUGCACCAGACUUCAAAGAAUUGGAUGAAAAUGUAGAAUACGAGGAAAGGGAAUCAGAGUUUGACAUUGAAGAUGAAGAUAAGAGUGAGCCGGAGCAGACAGGGGCUGAUGCUGCUGAGGACGAGGAGGUGGAUGUCACCAGCGUGGAUCCUAUUGCUGCUUUCUGUAGCAGUGAUGAAGAGCUGGAAGAUUCAAAGGCUCUAUUGUAUUUACCCAUUGCCCCUGAGGUAGAAGACCCAGAAGAAAAUCCUUACGGCCCCCCGCCAGAUGCAGUCCAAACCUCCCUGAUGGACGAAGGCGCUAGUUCAGAGAAGAAGAGGCAGUCUUCAGCAGAUGGGUCCCAGCCACCUAAGAAGAAACCCAAAACAACCAACAUAGAACUUCAAGGAGUGCCAAACGAUGAAGUCCAUCCACUACUGGGUGUGAAGGGGGAUGGCAAAUCCAAGAAGAAGCAAGCAGGCCGGCCUAAAGGAUCAAAAGGUAAAGAGAAAGAUUCUCCAUUUAAACCGAAACUCUACAAAGGGGACAGAGGUUUACCUCUGGAAGGAUCAGCGAAGGGUAAAGUGCAGGCGGAACUCAGCCAGCCCUUGACAGCAGGGGGAGCGAUCUCUGAACUGUUAUGAAGAUCCUUGAAGUGCUUCGCUUUUUCCCACUUUUCCAUCAUGUGGCUUCUGGACACUGUUCAGUCCUUUGAAAUUGACUUUAAUUUAAAACAAAUGCCUCUGCUUCACCCAGGAGGUGGAAGGAGUGAAUUUUAUGUUUGAAUGAAGAAGUGAAUUAUGAAAGAAGAGUAUACGUACGUCCCUUCCCUUUCAAGCAUAAGUCCAAAUAGGCGCUCAGGAACGAGGAUUUGUGAAGACAUCAAAUGGGAGAUGGACUCAUCUAAACGUCCAUACUGAGUUGUGUUGCUGGAGAAAAGAUACCUGUUUUGCUCAUCCAGUUUUGUCGCACCCAGCACCGUUCUGACCUGUCACUUCCUUUCUCCUGUCUGCCUUCUGUCCUCAGUGCAUGUCCUUGAAUAAUUUGUUCUGAUCUGGAAGUCUGCUACCAAUAUCUUUGGAAAACUUCUGUUGCAUAUUUUUCCAUUUUGAAAUGUACCCUGUCACCAGAUACCUCCUAUAUUUCCAUACUGCAUACAAAGGAUGCGUAAAAAGAAAGUGCUUGAAACAUUUGAAAUUUUUAGGAAGGAAAGAAAGAUGAGAAAGUCCGUCCCCCCUUCCUAACACACCCCUUGUGCUCACCUGGGCUGUGAGAGGGGUUUUGUUUUCCUUUGGCUGCACACUUCCCGCCAGUGCUGGUUCGUUCUCGUCAAUCAUGGUUUUUUGAAGGUGGCUGGUUUCGUCCGUCGCCAGCGAACAAUCAUCAGUAGUUCGCGUUGCUUCACGCGUGCCGGCCUCCGCGGAUGAAACCAGCCAAGCCGUCUCUCGGCGAGCUUCUCUCGUGUGGGGGUGGGGGCUCUGCGCGAGGACUGACGCACAGCCGUUCCCAAUCAGAGCAGCAGCAACCACGGUUCAAAUCACAGAUGAAGGAACAAAUUCUUUUUGUCGUUGCUUGUGGAUAGCUGCCCUUCCACCGGUCAUCGAGUUUCCCCCUCUCGUGUCCACGCUCCUUUUCCUUACGACAUGUUUCAGUCACUUCCUUUCUGUGAAAGGUUGCUUAGCUUUUAAAAUUUUUUUUUACAUUUUGCUUUUGUUGUUCUUCUAUAUAAAAAAUAGAUUGGAUGGAUGUGUACAUUAAGUGUUUGAAAUUCUCUGAAAACCCAGCGUAAAGAAACCAGGUGUGGGGAGGGCUCACUAGUUGUCUGAGGAGAGCUUCAGCUGACCAGAACUUAGCCUGGCUCAGCGUUUUCAGAGGAGAGUUGCAACACUGCUUCUCGUGAAAUCUCUGCCAGCUGGUGGGUGCUCCUGUCGGUGGCCAAACAGUGGAUUGCCUUUUGGAUUUUAGGAUAGAAAUCAAAGUAGAACACAUCAGUGAGAGCCUCUUUCUCCUAUUCCAUCUUUUAGAACAAACUAUUCAGUAACUGAAGACCUCUUCUUGAGUCUGUUGCAACAUAUCUAUAUUUUUAGCUGCCACUACUUUUUUCUCAAAUGCUUGUUCUGUGAAUUGCUCCUCAUGUUCCGUCUCCCACCGUGGUCGAGGUCAGUAGGUGGCUCACCAACACUUCCGUCUGCAAACAUCAUUCCCAUUCCUUGUCUCUCUGCUGUGGCGCUGCUGUAGUGUACAGACUGUGUGAUACAAAGUUCCUGGCAGUGGCUCCUAAUAAUUAUUUAUGCCUUUAGACUAUUUUUCAGCUCAUUAAACCUCAGUCCAUUUCAGUUUGAUUUUCUCAAUGUGUACAAUACAAGCAUAUUCUCUUCUUCCCUUUUGUCAUCUCCCCUUUUGUUUUUUAAUGUUCUGUAGUUUUGUACAAGACAAGACUUAGCCUUGGGUAUUUCUUGCUGAAGCUUUAAUGCCUUGUCAAUAAAAUCGGAUGUUUAUUAAA